Molecule: messenger RNA, 2668 nt
Organism: Danaus plexippus (monarch butterfly)
Lineage: Eukaryota; Metazoa; Arthropoda; Insecta; Lepidoptera; Nymphalidae
Gene: Ssdp
Product: single-stranded DNA-binding protein 3
Exons: 7
Coding region: 134-1387 (417 amino acids)
Biological process (GO): positive regulation of transcription by RNA polymerase II
Cellular component (GO): nucleus
Molecular function (GO): protein binding; single-stranded DNA binding
Source: RefSeq, a predicted model, not a curated record
AUUUUAAUUGUCUAUGCCACAGACGCCAAAUGUCGCCAUCGAUCAAUGACAUUUUGUGAAGUUGAAUUUAUUGAUAUAAAGCGUUAAUGUAAAUAAUAAACAAUUUCAACAUAAACGUCGGCUUCCAGUCGAUAUGUAUGCCAAGGGCAAAAGCUCUGCGGUACCUUCGGACGCUCAGGCACGGGAGAAGUUGGCCCUUUAUGUGUAUGAGUACUUACUGCACGUCGGGGCACAGAAAGCGGCGCAGACUUUCCUUUCUGAAAUACGAUGGGAAAAGAACAUAACACUCGGCGAGCCGCCCGGAUUCCUGCAUUCCUGGUGGUGUGUUUUCUGGGACCUGUACUGCGCCGCGCCUGAAAGGAGGGACACAUGCGAACACUCCUCUGAGGCUAAGGCAUUCCAUGACUAUGGAUUCGUCAAUUCAGGUUAUGGUGUUAACGGCAUCGGUCACAACGCAGGCCCGGCGCCGCCUAAUGACGGUAUGGGUGGCGGAGGUAUGCCACCAGGUUUCUUCCCCAACUCCUCACUCCGACCAUCACCGCCAGCCCCACAUCCUGGAUCUCAGCCCUCACCGCAUGGACCACAGCCACAGUUGAUGGGGACAGGCCAGCCGUUCAUAGGGCCCUGGUACUCGGGAGGACCAAGAACAGCCGUCAGAAUGGGCAUGGGAAAUGAUUUUAAUGGUCCUCCAGGUCAAGGCAUGAUGUCGAACUCCUUGGAGCGAGGCAGCGGUAUGCUGGGCGGGCCGCGCAUGACUCCGCCCCGCCCCGGCAUGGGACCCAUGAGCCCUGGUGCAUAUGCAGCCGGCAUGCGUGGCCCACCGCCACAAGCCCCAGGUAUGCCACCAAUGGGUAUGGGACCACGUGGCGCUUGGGCCGGCGGAAGUGGCGGCGCUGGUGGGGGAUCCGCCCCCCUCAACUACAGCGGAGGCUCGCCCGGCGCGUACGGGGCGCCUCCCGGGUCCAAUGGACCCCCAGGACCUCCGACUCCCAUCAUGCCAAGCCCACAGGACUCAUCCAAUUCGGGCGGUGACAACAUGUACACAUUGAUGAAGCCGGUGGGCGCAGCCCUAGGGGCAGAGUUCCCGCUCGCCGGCGAGCACGGGCCCUCGUCGCAGCACCUACCUCAGCCUCCCACUUCCGAAGGGCUAGGCGGGGUGGACGGUAUGAAGGCGUCCCCGGGCGGUGUCGGGGGCGGAGGCCCGGGGACUCCGAGAGAGGACUCCGGCUCUGGAAUGGGGGAUUACAAUUUAAGUUUCGGCGGACCGGGCGGCGAUCAGAACGACCAGACGGAGUCGGCGGCCAUUCUCAAGAUAAAGGAGAGCAUGCAAGAGGAGGCGAAGAGAUUCGAGAAGGAUCCGGACCAUCCAGAUUACUUUAUGCAGUGAGCGUCUUACGUCUACAAUCGUUAAAAUGGCGCCGGUUUUUUUGUAUUCCAGCGAUCUGAUGCGGUUCGUUGCUAGCUAGGUCCCACUCUUGCGUUUUCGGUCGCGUUAUUUAUUAGUUAUUUUCCUUUUAUGCAUUAUAAUUUAUGGCACCAGAGUUUUAUUUACGCGGGCGGCUUUUUGGCGGUCGAUUCGUCUGUGACAGCUGUCAGCGUCGCUUGACGUUUUGACGGAUUGUCUUUUUUUUUUUGUUUGUUAAUCACCAGCGAUUGAUGUAAUCGAUUUUUUUAAAUCGUUUUUUUUUUCUUAUUUAAAACAUUUUAAAAAUUUCUAUGUUUAAAUAUUAUUUUUUAUUAAUCAAUUAUCACGUCAAAAAGUUGCCAACAACUCAGCACUUAGGGAUGAAAUAGAGAAUAUUUUUAUGUCAGUAUGUUCGUAUUAUAUAGAUUAUUAUUAUUAUUAAAUUCUGUAUUUAUGUCUGUAAUAUAUUUAUUGCUAAAUUCAACGCAUUAGGGAUUUGUGAGCAGUUCUAUCGAUGCAUCGAUAUAUCGAUGUUCGUGAAAUCUUCCAUAUAUAUAUAUUUAAAUUAUUAAUUGAUUUUUAUUUUAAGUUGAAUGUUCCUAAUUGCUUUUUGUGUGAUCUUUAUGCUAUCAGAAUAUAAUGAAAUUUCAACGUACAUGUAACAAAAGCUGUUUAUUUCGAAACUUCCAUCGAGAGCCCCGGCCGGGGAAGCAUUUAUUACGUCGUUUUCGUUUAGCACUUACUAAAUGUCCAAUGAAAUUUUGUACAAAUUGGAUAAAAUAAAAAAAUACUUUUUAUACAACAAUUCUUCAAUCCCCCGUUAUCGUUAAGAUAGUGUAAUAUUUUUAUUAUAAUUAUUAUUUUUUUUUCUUUUUCGGUGUAUGGAAUGCUGUAUAAAAUAAAUGGUAAAAUAAGUCUAGAUAAAGAGACUCCUUGGGUUAUUUUAGUGAACCGCUGUAUGGGAAUCUCGAUUUAUUUUUUUGUUUCGGAAUAUGUAAAUAAAAUCGAUUGUAUUAUUUUCUUCAUUGAUUAAACGAACUAAAAAAACCCAAGACGAGUUAUAGAUGUAAGUUAGUUUAACGGAAAAAAAAUGCAAUUUUUUUUUAUAUUUUUUUUUUAUUUAAAUCAAAUCGUAGCGUGAGUUUGCGAUGUUUUUCAAUACUAUAGAGAAUUAAUUAUGAUUUGUGAAUUAGUAAAUUAAUUAAUUAUUAUUAUUUUGUCUAUGUAAUGUUUAUAUACUUACUAAAUAGUUAUGAUAUAUUA